Messenger RNA from Poecile atricapillus (Black-capped chickadee), 5798 nucleotides. RefSeq names its product host cell factor 2-like. Lineage: Eukaryota; Metazoa; Chordata; Aves; Passeriformes; Paridae. Gene Ontology annotation, molecular function: protein binding; transcription coactivator activity. The record is from RefSeq and is a predicted model, not a curated record. The transcript is spliced from 16 exons. Gene Ontology annotation, cellular component: histone methyltransferase complex. Gene Ontology annotation, biological process: regulation of DNA-templated transcription; chromatin remodeling. Bases 17 to 2434 code for a protein of 805 amino acids.
UGGGAGCGGCGCUGAGAUGGCGGCGGCCGCCGCCGGGCUGAGCUGGAGGCGGGUGUCCUCCUUCACGGGGCCGGUGCCGCGCUCCCGCCACGGGCACCGCGCGGUCGCCAUCCGAGAGCUGCUCAUCAUCUUCGGCGGCGGCAACGAGGGCAUCGCCGACGAGCUGCACGUCUACAACACGGUUACAAAUCAAUGGUUCCUUCCUGCUGUAAGAGGAGAUAUUCCUCCAGGCUGUGCAGCACAUGGAUUUGUUUGUGAUGGUACCAGAAUACUAGUUUUUGGAGGAAUGGUUGAAUAUGGAAGAUAUAGUAAUGAUUUAUAUGAAUUGCAGGCAAGUCGAUGGCUCUGGAAAAAAGUGAAACCUCAAGCUCCUUCAAACGGAUCUCCACCCUGUCCUCGGCUUGGCCACAGCUUUUCUUUGUAUGGUAACAAGUGCUAUUUAUUUGGUGGCCUGGCAAAUGAAAGUGAAGAUUCAAAUAAUAAUGUUCCCAGAUAUUUAAAUGAUUUCUAUGAACUGGAGCUGCAACAUGGGUCUGGCGUGGUCGGCUGGAGUAUUCCUGUGACCAAAGGAAUCUUGCCAUCUCCCCGAGAAUCUCACACAGCCAUUGUGUACUGCAGAAAAGAUGUGGGAAGCCCAAAGAUGUAUAUUUUUGGAGGCAUGUGUGGCUGUCGGCUUAAUGAUCUCUGGGAACUUGACAUUGAAACCAUGACCUGGUCAAGACCAGAAACCAAAGGGACAGUACCACUUCCUCGCAGUCUCCAUACGGCCAAUGUAAUAGGAAACAAAAUGUAUGUUUUUGGUGGAUGGGUUCCACAGUCAGCAGGAGGUGAAAUUUCUGCUCCUGAUGGCGAAUGGAAGUGCACCGGUUCAUUUUCUUACCUUAAUUUGGAUACCACAGAAUGGAUAGGUCUGAUCUCAGAUUGCCAGGAGGACAAAAGUAACUUGUUACCAGGGCCAAGAGCAGGACACUGUGCUGUAGCUGUUGGCACUCGUCUGUAUAUCUGGAGUGGUAGAGAUGGUUACAGAAAAGCUUGGAACAAUCAAGUUUGCUGCAAAGAUCUUUGGUACCUUGAUACUGAGAGACCUCUAGCACCAUCACAGGUACAGCUGAUCAGAGCUACAACCAACUCUUUUCAACUGAAGUGGGAUGAGGUACCUACAGUUGAAGGAUACCUUCUUCAGUUACAUGCUGACUCACCAGUGCCACCGGUGGCUGGAAUUCCUGGUACUGGUGUUCCUGAGACAUCAGUGCUGAGUUCACAAGGUGGCUGUUCUCUCCAUCAGAGUCCACAAUCAUUGCCUAGCGUACCUUAUCCAGAAACGAAGGUGGAUCAUCCCAGCCAAACAAAUAAUCUCAUUCCUAAUAAUGUCCAAGUUGCCCUUUCAUCCAGUUCAAAAGUAGAAGGAAAAGAAAAGGUUGCAGCACCUGAAAAUAAGGUUACACAGGAGACUAUGAAAAACCAUGCAGAUGCUACAGGAUUCAAAGAAUCAAAUGCCCCUUCUCUUUUGCCUGUCUGUACUUCAAGUGCUCAGACAUCAGCAAAUGUAGGUGAAUUACAUGACUUGGACAAACAAAGUGUAAAUCCUGAUGCUUCUGUAUCCAGUACUGUCUCCAGCACACAAACUAUGGUAACCCAGCAGGCUGUUAAAACUGAAUCAUCAAGUACAAAUGGGGCAGUUGUUAAAGAUGAAACUUCACUAACAACAUUCAAUUCAAAAUCUGAAGCUGCUGAAACUGCUUUUGCCAUGCCUUCAACAAGGGUCAAUACUGGACAGACAAAUGAUUCACACUCUUCUAGAGCUCCCCAGAGGCCGCCAGCACCGGUGAAAACCAGGGACCGCCGGUGGUAUGAUGUGGGAAUUUUUAAGAACAACAGUGCUGUGGUGAGCCAGUUCUACCUGCUGCCAGAGGAAACACUGAACAUCAAUAGCAAGGCGGAAGGUGCAGAUGUACCAGACUACAGAUUACUUAAGAAACAGGAUCUGUUUCCAGGCACAGUGUACAGGUUCAGAGUUGCUGCAAUUAAUGGCUGUGGUGUUGGGCCUUUCAGUAAAAUCAGUGAAUUCAAGACAUGCAUUCCAGGUUUUCCUGGAGCUCCUUCAACAGUCAAAAUCACCAAGAGUGUAGACUGCAUUCAUCUUUCUUGGGAGCCUCCUGCUUCACCCUCUGGAAAUAUUUUAGAAUAUUCUGCCUACUUAGCUAUCCGUUCCACGCAAUUACAGGAAAAUCCAAGUCAGCUUGUAUUUAUGAGGAUAUACUGUGGUCUCAAAACUUCCUGCAUAGUGACUGCUGCCCAGCUUUCCAAUGCCCACGUGGAUUACACCUCCCGGCCUGCCAUAGUGUUCAGGAUUUCAGCCAAGAACGAGAGGGGCUAUGGCCCGGCCACGCAGGUCCGGUGGCUUCAAGAUAUGAAAACAUCAGGCUCAAAGUAGAAGCGACUUAAUAAAUCUCAAGUUUCGAAUGUAGUGUUUAAUGUAACUCUUGUACUAUUUGUAAAUGCUACAAAUAUUUUAUUUUUGCAUUGUUUUUAUCUUAAAAAUAUAUAACCUUUUUUACGUUUGACACAUCAACGUUAUAGAGCCUUGCUCAGGUAUGAGUAUCAUAUAGAAAAUGUAUGAGAGAUGGUGGGGUGGAGGAUCACACUCUAUCCAGCAGCUCUUUUUGGUAGUGAUAAGUUAAAAAGUAAAGAACACAGAAUUUCAAACUAAAAAUGAAUAAAAGAAUUGGCACAAGUAGUAGUAUUUGAAGUAGAGUCCCCGUGAUUGCUAUAGAUCUUGCAUAGGUAAUUCAUAAGAUUUGGGAUAUGAACAAAUUCUGUUUGGUUUCGGUUCCCUAUACCACAUUCUUCAUUGUGGUGCCUGAGUACAAGGCAAAAAUUUCCAGUUAUUAUAUAGUAACUUAAAAUGUAUAAAUAUUUUAAUAUAUACUUUUUUUGUAAAGAAAUGAUUUUUUCUACUAUUUGUAACAAAUAUCUUAAUCUUGAAAGAUAUCCCCUGAAAAUUUAAAAGGAAAAAGAUAAACUUAUCCACUGCUCUUAUUACAAAAAACGCAAAUUCAUUGUAAAUGCACUACUAUUACUUAAAAUAAUCCUUUUGUAGUUGUACAAAUCUAAAACUUGUAAAUACCAAUGUUUACAAGAGACCUUUCUGGUCUUGUAUUAAAACUUCCAUGAGAUUCAUUCUCCUUUUUUUUUUUUUUUUUAAAUCCAUAUGCUUUGCUUUUAGCAUAUGCUUGCUUUUUGCACUAAUAAUAACUUACCUCAUUCCUGUGUUAGUAAUCACUUGUGUUGCUUCCAUAAUGUUUCUGUAAAACUUCAAUCUGAAAAUUUUAACCAAAGUUUAGAAUACAUGGUAAGCAAUUUUGCACAUGUUAUAUGGCAACUUUCAACAUAUUUAUUCCAGUUAAUCUUCUUAAGUGCUUGUUUGCUUUACCAAUAUAUUCUACCAAUCGAGUUCAGUAUCUCCCUUUUACUAUGCAUCAUUUUACAUUAACUAGCUAGCUGAUAAAAUCAACAAGCAUUACUUCUAGGAAUAGGUUGAUCCAUUCCUAUGCGAAAAGAAAAACAGUUGUUCACAGUAGUGAAAUAAAGGUAAACAUUUUAAAUGCUAUUUAUGUAUCUAUAUAUAAAACUAUGUUUACCAAAGUGUAGAGGAAAAUGGCUGAGUUGGACAAGGUCACUAGGUGAAUAGAUUGAGGCACCUAAAUAAGAUUUAUUUUAAAAUAAAAUCUAAAUUAUUUACUGUGCAAUGAAGUUUAUACUUUGCACUUUAAUUUUGCCCCAAAUGCCAAAAGAUUAUACAUCAAGGUAGAAUUUCUUGCCUCUUCCAGUUAAAUUUGUCUUAAGAGCAUUUGUAAAUAUAUAAACUAAAAUCAAUGAUGUGCCUGGUUUGGUGGGAGAAGUAUCACUAAAAUGGUAGAGAUUUAGCAGCAGCUCAAGUAUCCCAGAGCAGAUUUAAUAGCCAAGCAUUGGCUACCCUGAGAAUCAGGGUUAUAACGAAGUGCUGGUACAGCCUUAAUUAUUGCAAUGCAUCACAUGCUCCAAUAGCAUCUAGAAAGUGCUGGGGACCAUAAAUGGCUAUAAUAGUGUUAAUUGUGGCACAGGAGUAACACAUGUGGUUUGACUCCAGAGAAAAAUCAUGUGUUUAUGGCAGUAACAGAUAUCCCAGUUUCACUUUAAACAGUGUUUAUAGUAUGAAUGUAUAGGACUUUUCCUGAAGUUAACUGGCUUUAAGAUAUUUGUGUUUAAAUGGUCCAUUUCGUCAGGUAGGAUCUCGCUACCAAUACUGUCUGAUAACUAAAGUACCAUACACAUGAACUGUCAACUAGAAGAAUAGAACUUGGUUUUUCUUAUUAGUACUGUGAAAGAAGCCUUUAGAGAAAACACUUGUGGCUUUGAUUUUGUUGGUUGAUAGCUGUGAUUGUAGAGUUGUUAUUUAAGAAUAAAACCUGUUGGGUGUGUCUGGGUGGAGUUUUUUUGCACUUGGUUUCACAUGCUUUGCACAAUUUCUUUUUUCAGUGGGUAUGUCACGACUACCAAAGGGUAAAACUGUGGCGUUUUCAAUGAAAGUAUAAUUUCCUUGUGAGUGUGCUUUCUUCAGCUGACUUGACGUAAGGUGUCACUUUCUCUUUUUCGUCCAAGUUGGGUAACGUUGAAUAGUGAUCAUAUGCAACUCUUCAGUUGCUCACAGUUUUACUUUAAACUGAAAUUGUGGUACACACUGUAAAAUACACUUUGUGGUCUGUUUUUAGAACUGUAUUUAUAAUGUCUAAAUCCCACCUGUUUGCCUAUCAACUAGAUAUCAGACAAAUAUUGAUUGUUCGAUUUUAAAGUUUAGAGGACUGUUGACACCAGCUCUUUAAGACUCCAUGUUAUCCAUUUAUUUCAGAUACUGCUAAAGGACAUGUAACAGAAGCUGAAAUCUAUCAGAUUACAGUAUCCAUAUUGUAGAAAUGUCUAGGUUUACUGAACUCCUUAGGGAGGUUGUGACUGUAAGCAUAGGACAGUCAUGCCAGUCAUGGCAGACACUGCUACAGCUUCAUCUUCAGAAUGUUCUUGUGAAAGUGGAAAUGAAGUGAACAAUAACCUACACUUUGUGUUUUCAAAGUAAUUAUAGCAAUAUCUUUUGAAUGUAGUUUGGAGUAGAGCACAUGAUCAUGCCAUAAACUCUGAAGAUAUUAUAAUAAGUAUUACUGUUGUUAUCUGAUUAUUUCAGGAUAGCAAAUUUGACGUGAACUUAGUCUUACAGCCUGUUACUUAAUGACCUCUACAAGGAAACUGACAUUUUGUACAAUACAAGUUGAUUAGUCUUAUUUUGAAGCAUUGUUUGUUCUUUGUAAUAAAGUGGUUGUCCUAUCAAACGCAUUGUAAAUACUGAAGUGUCUGUUUUUUCAGCGGUGUGCGUGUACAAACUUGGAAUUUCUGAUACAGAGUGAGUAAAUUUGUCAAAUUGGGGAAGAGGGUUAAAUGAUAAGCACUGUCAUAAUACUAUUACUCUUCCAUAAAUAUUGUCUCCUAAGUUAAUUCUUAGUUGCCUCAUGAGCUUUUUCCUUAGCUGAGGUUCUCCAAUAUCCCUGUCCCACCUUCUGCAGUUGCUGUGCACUCACCAUUACUCUGCCUCCUUCCAUGCCUUUGUGACUUGCAGGCUGUGGCCUCUGAAUUGAAAUUUUGACAUUAUUUCCCCUGUCUGUACAGGGGUCCUGUUGCUGUUGACAAUGAGUGACAAAGAGUUUGGUGUUGCUCUGUUGCAGUUUGUUAAAAAGAUGUGUGAGCACUUAGUGUGCUCAGAUGGCUUCUAC